AUGGUGGUGGAUACCAAGUUGUAUGAUGUGCUGGGCGUUGCUCCCGAUGCAUCUGAUGCAGAAAUCAAGAAGGCGUACAAGAAGCAGUCCCUAGCCAACCAUCCUGACAAAAACCCUGGCGAUGAGACGGCGUCGGAGCGGUUCCAGGAAGUGGCGAAUGCAUACGAAGUACUUUCGGAUCCAGAUGCCCGUGCUGCCUAUGAUCGCUAUGGAGAGACAGAUGGCAAUGGUCCAGGCGGUCCAGGCAUGAAUAUGGAUGAUAUUUUCGCAUCGAUGUUCGGCGGUCCGUCGUUCGGCAUGGGCAGUGGCCCACCACGCCGUGCGCAAGACUCUGUCAUUCCGUAUAGUGUGACGCUAGAAGACCUGUACAAUGGAAAGACAGCACACUUCGCACUGGAAAAGAAUGUCGUGUGCUCUCACUGCCAAGGCACUGGUGGCAAGACAGGCGCUAUGCCGAAAGACUGUGUUACGUGUGGUGGCAAGGGACGUGUGUUGCAGCAACGUCAUGCUGGCAACGGCAUGAUCUCGCAGACAGUAGCGCCCUGCUCCGACUGCGAUGGUAAGGGCAAGAAGUUCCGUGAGAAGGAUCAGUGCAAAAAGUGCCACGGCAAGACGGUCGUGAGUGCCAAGACGCGCUUGCGUUUGGAGGUGCCGCGUGGUGGCUACAACGGCCAGCGCAUUGUGUUUGAGGGCGAAGGUGAUCAGUUGCCGAACUCCAAGCCUGCCUCCAUCAUUUUCGAACUGGAACAGAAACCGCAUGACACUUUCGAAGUGAAGAAUUUGGACUUGCUUGCCAAGGUCCGCAUCCCUCUCUCGGAAGCACUACUUGGCUUCUCACGCACCAUUCUUACCCAUCUGGACGGUCGUCAUAUCCAUGUCACUAAGGCCAAAGGCGAUGUCAUUCGCCCUGGCCAAGUCGAUGUGAUUAAGGGCGAAGGUAUGAUGGACCAGCGCUACUACGACCAAAAGGGCGAUCUUUACAUCUCAUGGGACAUUGAAUUCCCAUCCAAGGAGUGGGCUCAAACGGUUGAUGAAGAGACUUUGGCUUCGCUGCUGCCGCCGAAGCGCCCUAUUUUGCCGACCAACAGCGACUCGAUUGUGGACGAGGUCUCACUUUCUCCAGGUUCUAUGGAUAUGUACGGUGCGAAUAUGGGUACACGCCCUCGCGGCCACGACCAUGACCACUUUGACUCGGACGAACCAAAUGUCCAAUGCGCUCAGCAGUAG
This is a messenger RNA of Malassezia pachydermatis, 1227 nucleotides long. RefSeq lists its product as hypothetical. The transcript is spliced from 4 exons. The record is from RefSeq and is a predicted model, not a curated record. Gene Ontology annotation, cellular component: cytoplasm; nucleus; cytosol. Gene Ontology annotation, biological process: protein refolding. Gene Ontology annotation, molecular function: Hsp70 protein binding. NCBI's taxonomy places the organism in Eukaryota, Fungi, Basidiomycota, Malasseziomycetes, Malasseziales, Malasseziaceae. The coding region runs from base 1 to 1227 and encodes 408 amino acids.